GAGAGAGAUGUAAAGGUACCAAAGAACAGGUCUGACCGUACUGUCACCUAAAGAAGACAAGAGGACAGGAGAGAAGACAAGAGGAGAAGAAUGGAUUAGUAGUCGUGUCUGGCCUGUAGGUCAGCCCCUCCCUUCCAUCACAGAGCACUAGAGAGAGGAAGUCAGGUGGUGAAGCCAGUGAUGAGCGAGAGCAAAGGUGUGUGUGUGUUUAUGGGAGAGAGAGACAGUGAGAAGAGAGAGAGGCUGUGUGUGUGUGUGUUUAUGGGAGAAAGAGACAGUGAGAAGAGAGAGAGGCUGUGUGUGUGUGUUUACGGGAGAGAGAGACAGUGUGAAGAGAGAGGGAAAGAGAGAGGCUGUGAGAAGAGAGGGAAAGAGAGAGAGAGAGGCUGUGUGUUGGACCAGGAGGAGAGAACUGAAGUCACAGCUUAAUUCACUGACAGAGUUCCCUGUUCUGUAACCAAUGGCAACGUCGGUCCAAACCCUUCCUCUGACCCACAACCCCAGCAAGACAUUCCGUGAUCCCAUUUCGACCCCUAUCCGGCCCACAGCCCUAUUGGACCGGUUCAGUAUGGGUAGUGUAGGCAGCCUAGUGGAGCGCCCAGACGCGUCCCCAGCUAAAGGCAGCCGGGCCGUGCCCCAGGUGGGACCCAGGCAGACCAACAGGUUAUUAAAGAAAGGCUUCAACCAGAGAGAGUUGCUCAACUACCUCAACAUCACCAGGAAAGAGGCCAAAGCGGGUAGCGGUCCAGGCAGCAGCAGGAAGGACAUCUUCUCCAGCAUGCAGUCCAUGAAGAGAGAGCAUGGACAUGAGGAGGAACACAUCAAGUUCUACCACAAAGACAGAACUGAGGUGGACGUGUCAAAGAACUCACUGCCCAUUAGAGGGAAGUAUGAGAAGUCUCGUCUCAGGCCGUCUGCCUUCAAGCCCGUCACACCCAAGAACUUCAGUUCCAUGCAGAACCUCUACCCUGCCAAGAUGGAGGACUCAGACCAGGGCCUGUCCAACGGGCUCCACCGGGCCUACGCACACACACCUAGAGCGGUCUCCACCUCCUCUUCCUCCUCCUCACCCUCCCGCCAUGGAGGACCCACCUCAAGCGGAAACAAGGUGGUGGUGUCAGUGCGUGGGAUGAGUCAGGAGGAUGAGAACCUGUCAGACUCUGGUCAUAACUCCAUGAACAGUCUUCCUCCAUACAGACCUCCCUUCAGACCACAGCUGGCUCACAUCAGCGCCUCCAUGAGCCACAUCAACACCAUUGGCUCUCUGGACCGAGCAUCAAAGGUUGCGGGGUCGUCGGGGGUUGCUAUGGCGGAGAUGGCCAUGUCGUGUCGUAGCAUGGCAACGCUCAGCCGCCUGGCGCCAUACGGAGGGGAGGCUCCGCCCCCUUACGAACUGUCGUUCUCCGUAGAGGAGGUGGUGCGUGAUCUGGAGGAGAGGCUGGUGGAGAAGGAACACGAGCUGAAACAGAUGAGGAGGAACCUGGAUGAGAGUGAAGGAGCCAUUGCACAGGUGUUUGAAGGUAAACAGCGUCUGUGGGAGAAGGAGUUGGAGGAGUUGAAGCAUCUGUACGCCGCCAAGCUGCGUCAGAUUUCCCAGCAUGCUCAGCAUUCCCAGCAUGCACUGCAGCUGCAGCUGUACAGGGCCCAGCAGGAGAAGAACAGACUGCAGGACGAACUGGACGCUCUGAGGGGGGGGAGUCAGAGAGAGGGUCAGGGGAGUCUGAAGGGAAUCAGUCCUACACUGGAGGAGACUCAGUGGCAGGUGUGUCAGAAGUCGGGUGAGAUCUCGUUGUUGAAGCAGCAGCUGCGUGACUCCCAGGCGGAGGUGACCAGCAAGCUGUCAGAGCUGUUCCAGCUGAAGACCCAGCUCAAAGAAACCAGAGGAGAGCUGCAGAGACGUGAUGGACAGAUAGACACGCUGCAGACAGCCCUACAGGGGGCGCAACUCCGACAACUGGAGAAAGGUGGAGCGGAGGAGAGUGGAACACUGGAGUCUGGAGGAUCAGGAGGGGUAUCAGAGGAGCGUCUGCGAGCAGAGCUGUUGUUAGAGCGUCGUCAGAGCGAGGCCCAGGCUACAGUCUUCGAGCAGGAGAGACAGACGUGGCAGACAGAGAAGGAGAAAGUGAUCUGCUACCAGAGAGAGCUGCAGGCCAAUUACCUGGACAUGUACCACCACAACCAAAUACUGGAGAGAGAACUAUACCUGCUCAGAGGAAGAGGAGGAGGAGGAACCCUGGAGAGAGAACUAUACCUGCUCAGAGGAAGAGGAGGAGGAGGAACCCUGGAAAGAGAACUGCAAGAUGUGAGAGGAGGAGGAGGGCGAGAGAUGGGAGACUACAGUAACGAGUCACUGGAGAGGGAAGUGCAGGACGUGAGGAGAGGAGGAGGAGAGAGAGAAAGAGGAGAGGAAGACAGCAUACCUCCUCCUGGUCUUCCCUGGAUAGAGAGGAUAGAGUCGUCUGAGAUUUGACUGAGUGGACACUAGAUGGGGGGCCCAUUCCAAACCAAACACUCAACCCCUCUUCCUAUUUCCUUGAUGAAUACUCAGGCUUCUUACAGACUUUAAAGGACAGGAGGGCCCCAUUCCAAACCAAAUCCUCACCCCUUAUCUUUAUGUCCUUGUGGAGGGCCCAGUUCCAAUUCCAAAACAACGCUGCACUCCUAUACCUGUGUGAACUAGACUGAAUAAUGUGCAUAUAUAAUCAGCAAUACAAUGAUACCCUCUCUGGUACUGUUUAUUGGAAGUUCCACUUCCUACUUCCUGUUUCAAUCCACCAAUCAAUGACAACUUCCUGUUUCAGUCCACCAAUCAAUGACAGCCUAUUAGAGUCAAGAACACUGUACAAUCCUUCAAGCACGACACCGACCAAACCUCACUUUAGAGUGCUGCUUGUAUGUACAAAGGAUAAUAAUAAUAAACUAUUUGUAAAUGUUACUUAUUCAACAAAAAAAUCUGUGUGUAUAUAAUCAAACCAGUGUGUUUGAUAGUUCUGUUCCUCACAGCCGUUCUGUGGGCUAGUUGAAGUUCAAACACUGACUGGGGGUAUGUCUGUGUCCCAAAUGGCACCCUGUACAGUGCACUACUUUUGACCAGGACCAAUGGGGCUCUUGUCAAAAGUAGUGCACUACAUAGGGAAUAGGGAGCGGUUUCAGAUGCGACCUAGGACGUUGUCCAAAGGAUCUAAAGGGAUUUGGGUUUUGUCCCGGUGUGGUGAGGUACGGUCAUUGUCACUGGAUAAUAAGUCUGUAGUGUGUACAGUAGGCCUAAUGUAAAUGACAUUAAAAGUUCUCUUCAUUCAGGGAGCGUCCAGGGAGCGUCCAGGGAGCGUUCAGGGAGCGUCCAGGGAGCGUUCAAGGAGCAUUCAGGGAGCGUCCAGGGAGCGUUCAGGGAGCGUCCAGGGAGCGUCCAGGGAGCGUCCAGGGAGCGUUCAGGGAGCGUCCAGGGAGCGUCCAGGGAGCGUUCAGGGAGCGUCCAGGGAGCGUCCAGGGAGCGUUCAGGGAGCUGGGCUCAGAGGAGAAACGUAACAUCACUAGCCCAUCAGAGGCCAAUACACGGAUGAUGUUGCCCUGCCAUUAACAACAAGGGGAUGAUGUUGCUCUGCCAUUAACAACAAGGGGAUGAUGUUGCUCUGCCAUUAACAACAAGGGGAUGAUGUUGCUCUGCCAUUAACAACAAGGGGAUGAUGUUGCUCUGCCAUUAACAACAAGGGGAUGAUGUUGCUCUGCCAUUAACAACAAGGGGAUGAUGUUGCUCUGCCAUUAACAACAAGGGGAUGAUGUUGCUCUGCCAUUAACAACAAGGGGAUGAUGUUGCUCUGCCAUUAACAACAAGGGGAUGAUGUUGCUCUGCCAUUAACAACAAGGGGAUGAUGUUGCUCUGCCAUUAACAACAAGGGGAUGAUGUUGCUCUGCCAUUAACAACAAGGGGAUGAUGUUGCUCUGCCAUUAACAACAAGGGGAUGAUGUUGCUCUGCCAUUAACAACAAGGGGAUGAUGUUGCUCUGCCAUUAACAACAAGGGGAUGAUGUUGCUCUGCCAUUAACAACAAGGGGAUGAUGUUGCUCUGCCAUUAACAACAAGGGGAUGAUGUUGCUCUGCCAUUAACAACAAGGGGAUGAUGUUGCUCUGCCAUUAACAACAAGGGGAUGAUGUUGCUCUGCCAUUAACAACAAGGGGAUGAUGUUGCUCUGCCAUUAACAACAAGGGGAUGAUGUUGCUCUGCCAUUAACAACAAGGGGAUGAUGUUGCUCUGCCAUUAACAACAAGGGGAUGAUGUUGCUCUGCCAUUAACAACAAGGGGAUGAUGUUGCUCUGCCAUUAACAACAAGGGGAUGAUGUUGCUCUGCCAUUAACAACAAGGGGAUGAUGUUGCUCUGCCAUUAACAACAAGGGGAUGAUGUUGCUCUGCCAUUAACAACAAGGGGAUGAUGUUGCUCUGCCAUUAACAACAAGGGGAUGAUGUUGCUCUGCCAUUAACAACAAGGGGAUGAUUUUGCUCUGCCAUUAACAACAAGGGGAUGAUGUUGCUCUGCCAUUAACAACAAGGGGAAUUUUUGUCUUGUUUUUUGUUGUUGUAAAAUGACCCUUUAAGAAACCUGUAAUACUGUAACAAUACUGUAUUCAGGAAAUUUUAUGGAAUUUAUAUUUAUUGUCAUGUGAUUCUAUUUUCUAUCCCCAAAUCACUAUAUUGUAAUGUGUAUAUAGUUGUUAGUUAGAUAUACUAAUGCUGUUAGAGGAAAUAGACUGAAUAGCCAAAUAUUACAGCUCUGGCCAUUAUUCUGCAUCCCAUUGGACUAAUUACUGAUCAUCUAUCGUUGCUGUCGGAGGAAAAAAAACUCUUAUCUCCGAAGCAGAUACUUUUCAGCAAAUGGAAGAAAAUUGCCAUAUUUUCCCAUUAACAAACAUACAAUUACAUAACUUGAGAAAAGCUAUUUUGAAUUUUCUUGGACCUAGAUUCAUUAAAUAUUCAGAGUUCAUUGACGGGAGUUACUGCUUUCAAUACAUGUAAAAAAUAUAUAUAUAUGGCAAAAAUAGUUUUUCAUCCAACAGCGACGCUUUGUUUAGGGAAAAAUAAAUACUGUACUAUACUGUGACUUGUGUUAAACCACUGGAGUUAAAUAAAUAUAUAAACAUUAUAUAUGUUGGUUCUGAAUUUCUAUAAUAAACAUUUAUCAAGUGG
Molecule: messenger RNA, 5179 nt
Organism: Salmo salar (Atlantic salmon)
Lineage: Eukaryota; Metazoa; Chordata; Actinopteri; Salmoniformes; Salmonidae
Gene: n4bp3
Product: NEDD4 binding protein 3
Cellular component (GO): cytoplasmic vesicle
Source: RefSeq, a predicted model, not a curated record